UUAUAUCGGGGCACAGGAAUGUAGAAAAUCCAUCUCCAGCGUCUCAAACAAUCAUAUGACUGAAAUAUUGUUCGCGGGAGCGCGCUUCAUUCACUCGAAACUAUCGCCUCGUGACGACGUAUCCAGCUGCAGAUAAACCACAUGUAUUACGAAAUACCAUAUGUUGUCUGAUAGAAUCUGAACUAGAUCCGAAACUCCGCUUCUAUCCUCAUCUGGAUGUACUCGAGUUUCCUCGCGGGGGAGGAGCAGCAUCUUUUCCACCACAGAACCACGUCACUCUGUCAAACUUCCAGAUUUUUAUGAAAACUUGAGCCUGCGAGAUUCAAGACCCUUCCUUUUUAUUUCUUCCUGGAGGAUAUCUAGGUCGCUGCAAAGAGAUGCAGACUGGAUUUAGAUUAAAUUUGACCCCCGUUAAAGAGCCUCUGGGUUUUGUUAAACUCGUGGAGUGGCUCUCGGCCGUGCUUGCAUUCGGGACGUGUGGAGGUUAUACUGGCAGAAAUGUGGUUUCCAUCUUCUGCGGCGGAAGCAGCAAUGAAACCCUCAGUGCCACUUUCACCUACCCAUUCAGGUUAAACCAGGAGCUGCUGGUGGAGAACACCACCACUCUUUGCAACCACACAGUUCCUGUAACCCAUCUCGUAGGAGACUCGUCGUCUUCGGUGGAGUUUUUCGUGGCUGUGGCCGUCUUGGCUUUCCUCUAUUCAAUGGUGGCUCUGCUGGUCUAUCUGGGCUACAUGCAUGUGUACCGAGACUCAGACUUCGGCCCUAUGUUUGAUUUCGCGCUGACAGCAAUCUUUGCGUUCCUGUGGCUGGUGUGCUCGUCUGCCUGGGCUCGAGGGCUGCAGACGGUGAAGGACGCCACCGGUACGGCUGGCAUUCAGUCCACUCUGGCGUUCUGUAAGGAACAAGAUGUCAAAUGUGAAGUCACUGAGUACGCCAGCCUGCGCUCGCUCAAUAUAUCUGUGAUAUUUGGUUUCUUGAAUCUGAUCAUAUGGGUUGGGAACGCCUGGUUUGUGUAUAAGGAGACGCGCUGGCAUUCUCAGAAGGUCAGUGCUCAGCAAGCGGCGGGACGAGGUCCAAAUCCAGCCCCCAACUAAACAAUUAUCCCACAGCAGAACACCUUAGCCUUCAUGAAAAUUACACAGUGACCGGUGAUGCUCCUGGAAGACCAAUAAUCAUAUGACUCUCAUGUGUGAUAUUUCUCUCUUCUCCUGUUCUGUUUUACACCUUCAACUUAUUGUGUACUUGAAGAAAAUAUCUUCUUUUUUUUUGUUUUUACCUUAGUUAUAUUUCGUAAGCAUGCUUUUUUGAACUUUUAAUGGAACUAAAACAUGUUUUGAAUGUACUUGGACUUAUAUGAUCUAUUCUUGUCAAAUCAAGUAUAAAAAUCUUGUUCGAUUUGUCAACCUCAAUACAUUUCAGUUUAGCAUAGCAGCAUUUCUGUGUAUUUUUGCAUUUACAAACCAAAUUCCAGUCUUUUCCAGUCGUUUGUGUUCAGGUGUUGCGUUUAAAUGGUUAUCUAUGGAGUUUUAUGCAGUUUUAAGCAUCAAUCACAUUUCUGAUGGUUUUCUCUCUGUUCUUGUUGUGCUUCGUUUUUUUUUUUUUUUUUAUGUCAUUUUUUGGUCAAUAAAACUGACUGUGAAGUGCACCUGGUAGUGUUUGUAUACAUUGCAGGACUCUGUGCUUCUGGGGAGAAAGUGUGAUUUCUUCCCCAAAUAAAUCCUGGCUUCCUUCUGGUAUAA
Messenger RNA from Carassius gibelio (silver crucian carp), 1742 nucleotides. RefSeq names its product synaptophysin-like protein 1. The record is from RefSeq and is a predicted model, not a curated record. The transcript is spliced from 5 exons. The coding region runs from base 378 to 1097 and encodes 239 amino acids. Gene Ontology annotation, cellular component: synaptic vesicle membrane; synaptic vesicle. NCBI's taxonomy places the organism in Eukaryota, Metazoa, Chordata, Actinopteri, Cypriniformes, Cyprinidae.